This is a messenger RNA of Acanthosepion pharaonis, 744 nucleotides long. Lineage: Eukaryota; Metazoa; Mollusca; Cephalopoda; Sepiida; Sepiidae. The record is from the annotation of a GenBank genome assembly.
AUGCUAUCACUACAGAGUCAUAGAAAGGGUGUGAGGAGGAGGGCAUUUGCGAUUGGAGGAAUUUUACAGACUGAUUGGGCGGGAACUAAAAGUAGAAGGGAAAAGACGACGAGCAGAGAGACAGAACUGCAUGUCACUCUUUGUUUUCAAAUUGUCUUUCGUUACCAUUCUUCAGAAUUCUUGCUUUUUCUCUUCCAUCUUCUUUCUUCCUGUUAUUCUGCUAUUCUAGAUAUUUCUGAAAUCAUUCCGUUAUCCAUAUCUUUUUUGUACCGUUCUACACUUAUUAAAUUAAUUUCCUUUUUCCAUUUGCUUCAUUCUUUCUUCUUAUCUCCACUUCUUACUUUCUUCAACCAUUCCUUAGAUUUCAUUCUUUUCUCUCAACUUUCACAUCGCCGCCUUCCUUCAACAUUUCUCUGCACUUCAUUCUUGUCAAUUUCUAUUAGACUUUCAUUUUCUUCGUUAAUUAUCUCUCUCCUUUUUCCCUUUUUCAUAAUCUCUCUCUUCUAUUUUUCUCUCUCUUUCUUUAUUUUCCUCUUCGUUUUAUACCUUGCUUCUCGUGCUACUCUUUCUCUUCUUAUCCAUAAUUUCACUUCAAAAAUAAUAUUCUUUGCCCUUCUUAUCUAUCUAUCUAUCUAUCUAUCUAUCUAUCUAUCUAUCUAUCUAUCUAUCUAUCUAUCUGCCUUUCAUUCUGUUUUUUCGAUUUAUUUCUCAUUGACGUUUUCCUUCGUAACAACAGACAUCUAA